AUGGAUUCGUACGACGUUAUUGCAAACCAGCCUGUAGUUAUUGACAAUGGUUCAGGUGUUAUCAAAGCAGGCUUUGCAGGUGAUCAGGUUCCGAAGUAUAUAUUUCCAAAUUAUAUUGGAAGACCUAAACAUGUUCGUAUAAUGGCAGGAGCCCUGGAGGGCGACAUAUUUUUUGGACCAGAAGCAGAGGAACAUAGAGGUCUUUUGUCUAUUCGUUACCCCAUGGAACAUGGCAUUGUGAGAGAUUGGAAUGACAUGGAACAAAUAUGGCAGUAUAUUUAUUCAAAAGAUCAAUUGCAGACUGUUUCAGAAGAGCACCCUGUAUUGUUGACAGAAGCUCCCUUGAACCCGCAGAGGAAUAGAGAGAAAGCUGCAGAGAUAUUCUUUGAAACGUUCAAUGUCCCGGCCUUAUUUAUUUCCAUGCAGGCAGUGUUGAGUUUAUAUGCAACAGGGCGCACAACAGGUGUGGUGUUGGAUUCAGGCGAUGGUGUCACACACUCUGUGCCUAUAUAUGAAGGUUUUGCUAUGCCACAUAGCAUCAUGAGAGUGGACAUAGCCGGGAGAGAUGUCACCAGGUACUUGCGCCUGCUGCUGAGAAAAGAAGGUCUUGACUUCCACACAUCUGCAGAGUUUGAAGUAAUCAAACAGCUGAAAGAGGUAAACAAUAUGUUACGAACGUGCUACUUGUCCAUUAACCCACUGAGAGAAGAAAGUAUGGAGACAGAGAAGCUGCAGUACAUGUUACCAGAUGGAAAUGUUGUUGAGAUUGGUCCUGCGAGGUUCAGAGCACCGGAGCUUCUGUUCAGACCUGAUUUGAUUGGAGAUGAGUGUGAAGGCAUUCAUGAAGUGUUGGCUUGCUCUAUACAGAAGUCAGAUUUAGAUCUUAGGAAAACACUGUAUUCUAAUAUUGUGCUGAGUGGCGGAUCGACAUUAUUUAAAGGUUUCGGUGACCGACUUCUUGCUGAAGUGAAGAAAUUGUCACCAAAAGAUGUGAAACUCAGGAUAUCUGCACCACAGGAGAGAUUGUAUUCAACCUGGAUUGGGGGUUCCAUCCUUGCUUCACUAGACACCUUCAGAAAGAUGUGGGUUUCCAAAAGAGAGUACCACGAGGAAGGAGUGAAGGCUAUUCAUAGGAAAACAUUUUAG
Candidula unifasciata is the source of this 1146-nucleotide messenger RNA. NCBI's taxonomy places the organism in Eukaryota, Metazoa, Mollusca, Gastropoda, Stylommatophora, Geomitridae. The record is from the annotation of a GenBank genome assembly.